Acanthosepion pharaonis is the source of this 3531-nucleotide messenger RNA. Lineage: Eukaryota; Metazoa; Mollusca; Cephalopoda; Sepiida; Sepiidae. The record is from the annotation of a GenBank genome assembly.
AUGUUUUUAUCUUCUUUCUUUAUCUUAUUCACUUUUUUUCUUUCUUUAUCUUAUUUUCUUUUUCCUUUAUUUAUUUUAUUCUCUUUUUUCUUCUUUCUUUAUCUUAUUCUCUUUUUCCUUUCUUUAUCUUAUUCUCUUUUUCCUUUAUUUAUCUUAUUCUCUUUUUUCUUCUUUCUUUAUCUUAUUCUCUUUUUCCUUCAUUUAUCUUAUUCUCUUUUUCCUUUAUUUGUCUUAUUCUCUUUUUCUUCUUUAUCUUAUUCUCUUUUUCCUUCAUUUAUCUUAUUCUCUUUUUCCUUUAUUUGUCUUAUUCUCUUUUUCUUCUUUAUCUUAUUCUCUUUUUCCUUCAUUUAUCUUAUUCUCUUUUUCCUUUCUUUAUCUUAUUCUUUUUUUUCCUUCAUUUAUCUUAUUCUCUUUUUUCUUCUUACUUUAUCUUAUUGUCUUUUUCCUUCAUUUAUCUUAUUCUCUUUUUCCUUCAUUUAUCUUAUUCUCUUUUUCCUUUAUUUAUCUUAUUCUCUUUUUCUUCUUUAUCUUAUUCUCUUUUUCCUUCAUUUAUCUUAUUCUCUUUUUUCUUCUUUCUUUAUCUUAUUCUCUUUUUCCUUUCUUUAUAUUAUUCUCUUUUUCUUUCAUUUAUCUUAUUCUCUUUUUUCUUCUUUCUUUAUCUUAUUCUCUUUUUCCUUUCUUUAUCAUUCUCUUUUUUCUUCAUUUAUCUUAUUCUCUUUUUCCUUCAUUUAUCUUAUUCUUUUUUUCCUUUCAUUUAUCUUAUUCUCUUUUUCCUUUCUUUAUCUUAUUCUCUUUUUCCUUCAUUUAUCUUAUUCUCUUUUUCUUCUUUAUCUUAUUCUCUUUUUCUUUCAUUUAUCUUAUUCUCUUUUUUCUUCUUUCUUUAUCUUAUUCUCUUUUUCCUUUCUUUAUCUUAUUCUCUUUUCCUUCAUUUAUCUUAUUCUCUUUUUUCUUCUUUAUCUUUAUCUUUUUCUCUUUUUCCUUCAUUUUCCUCUUUAUUCUUCUUUUUUCUUCUUUCUUUAUCUUAUUCUCUUUUUUCUUCUUUCUUUAUCUUAUUCUCUUUUCCUUUUUUUUAUCUUAUUCUCUUUUUCCUUCAUUUAUCUUAUUCUUUUUUUUCUUCUUUCUUUAUCUUAUUCUCUUUUCCUUUCAUUUAUCUUAUUCUCUUUUUUCAUUUUCUUUUCUCUUUAUCUUAUUCUCUUUUUCCUUCAUUUAUCUUAUUCUCUUUUUCUUCUUUCUUUAUCUUAUUCUCUUUUCCUUUCUUUAUCUUAUUCUCUUUUUUCUUUUUCUUUAUCUUAUUCUCUUUUUCUUCUUUCUUUUUCCUUCAUCUUAUUCUCUUUUUUCCUUUCUUUAUCUUUCUUCUCUUUUUUUUCCUUCAUUUAUCUUAUUCUCUUUUUUUUUCUUUCUUUAUCUUAUUCUCUUUUUUCCUUCAUUUAUCUUAUUCUCUUUUUUUCUUCUUUACUUUAUUUUUUCGUUCUCUUUUUUCCUUUUCAUUUAUCUUAUUCUCUUUUUUUUCUUCUUUCUUUAUCUUAUACUCUUUUUUUCUUCUUUCUUUUAUCUUAUUCUCUUUUUUUUCAUUUAUCUUAUUCUCUUUUUUUUUCUUUCUUUAUUAUCUUAUUCUUUUUUUCCUUCAUUUAUCUUAUUCUCUUUUUUUCCUUCAUUUAUCUUAUUCUCUUUUUCUUCUUUCUUUAUCUUAUUCUCUUUUUUUUUUUCAUUUAUCUUUUCUCUUUUUUAUCUUCUUUUUUUUCAUUUAUCUUAUUCUCUUUUUUCGUUUCUUUUCUCUUUUUUAUUCUUAUUCUUUUUCCUUCAUUUAUCUUAUUCUCUUUUUUUUCUUUAUCUUAUUCUUUUUCUUAUUCUUUUCUCUUUUUCCUUUCUUUAUCUUAUUCUCUUUUUCCUUCAUUUAUCUUAUUCUCUUUUUUUUCUUUCUUUAUCUUAUUCUCUUUUUCCUUCAUUUAUCUUAUUCUUUUUUUCUUUUUAUCUUAUUCUCUUUUUCUUCUUUUUUUCUUAUUCUCUUUUUCCUUCAUUUAUCUUAUUCUCUUUUUUUCUUCUUUCUUUUCUCUUAUUCUUUUUUCUUUAUUUUUCUCUUUUUCUUCCUUCUUUUAUCUUAUUCUCUUUUUCCUUCAUUUAUCUUAUUCUCUUUUUUCAUUUCUUUAUCUUCUUUCUUUAUCUUCAUUCUCUUAUUUUUUUCCUUUCUUUAUCUUAUUCUCUUUUUUUUCUUCAUUUAUCUUAUUCUCUUUUUUUUUCUUUCUUUAUCUUAUUCUCUUUUUCCUUCAUUUAUCUUAUUCUCUUUUUUCUUUAUCUUUUCUCUUAUCUUUCUUUUCUUUUCUCUUUUCUUUCAUUUAUCUUAUUCUCUUUUUCCUUCAUUUAUCUUAUUCUCUUUUUUCUUCUUUCUUUAUCUUAUUCUCUUUUUCCUUUCUUUAUCUUAUUCUCUUUUUCCUUCAUUUAUCUUAUUCUCUUUUUUCUUCUUUCUUUAUCUUAUUCUCUUUUUCCUUCAUUUAUCUUAUUCUCUUUUUUCUUCUUUCUUUAUCUUAUUCUCUUUUUUCUUCUUUCUUUAUCUUAUUCUCUUUUUCCUUUCUUUAUCUUAUUCUCUUUUUCCUUCAUUUAUCUUAUUCUCUUUUUUCUUCUUUCUUUAUCUUAUUCUCUUUUUCCUUUCUUUAUCUUAUUCUCUUUUUCCUUCAUUUAUCUUAUUCUCUUUUUUCUUCUUUCUUUAUCUUAUUCUCUUUUUCCUUCAUUUAUCUUAUUCUCUUUUUCCUUCAUUUAUCUUAUUCUCUUUUUUCCUUCAUUUAUCUUAUUCUCUUUUUCUUUCAUUUAUCUUAUUCUCUUUUUCCUUUCUUUAUCUUAUUCUCUUUUUCCUUCAUUUAUCUUAUUCUCUUUUUCUUCUUUAUCUUAUUCUCUUUUUCCUUUAUUUAUCUUUUUUCUCUUUUUUAUUUUCUUUUUUUCUUUCUUUAUCUUAUCCUUUUCUUCUUUUAUUAUCUUUCUUUUGUUUUCUUUCUCUGUCUUAUUCUUUUUUUCUUUGACCUCUUCUAUUUUUCUACUUUCUUUUUCUUAUCUUUUCAUCUUUCAUUAUCUUAUUCUUUUCUUUCUACUUUCUUUACCUUAUUUUUUCUUGAUACUUCUUUCAUUAUCUUAUUCUUUUUUUCUUCUUUAUCUUAUUCCCUUUUUCUACUUUCUAUAACUUAUUCUCUUUUUCUUCUUUCUUUAUGUUAUUUUCUUUUUUCUUUAUAUUCUCUUUUUUAUAUUUCCCUUAUCUUUUUUUCUUUCUUAAACUUAUUCUCUUUUUUCUUUGUUCAGUAUCUUAUUUUAUUUUUUCUUCUUUCAUUAUCUCAUUUUUUCUACUUUCUUCAUCUUAUUCUCUUUUUUCUUUAUCUUAUUGUUUUUUCUUCUUUCAUCAUUUCUUUCCCUUUUCCUUCUCUUUACUUUAUUCUCUUUUUCUUUUCUUAUUUUUAUUUUCUUUUUUCACGUUUCUUUAUUAUCUUAUCUUCUUCAUUCUUUAUCUUAUUCUCUUUUUCUUCGUUCUUCAAUUUAUCUUUUUUUUAG